Messenger RNA from Mesitornis unicolor (brown roatelo), 6176 nucleotides. RefSeq names its product BCL6 corepressor (gene BCOR). Gene Ontology annotation, cellular component: nucleus. Gene Ontology annotation, biological process: negative regulation of transcription by RNA polymerase II. Gene Ontology annotation, molecular function: protein binding; transcription corepressor activity. Bases 47 to 5347 code for a protein of 1766 amino acids. Lineage: Eukaryota; Metazoa; Chordata; Aves; Mesitornithiformes; Mesitornithidae. The transcript is spliced from 14 exons. The record is from RefSeq and is a predicted model, not a curated record.
AGAAUAUAAAACCGUGAAGAAAAGCAGCGAUUUUUAAGAAGACGUCAUGCUUUCUGCAACUCCCCUGUAUGGCAACGUUCAUAGCUGGAUGAGCAAUGAAAGGGUCCGCAUGUGUGGAAUUAAUGAAGACAGGAAAAUUCCCGUUAACGAUGGCGAUGCACCGAAAAGCAGACUGGAGUUGAGGGAAGAAAAUCACCUAAAUCACAGUGUGGUGGAUGCGACUGCAGCACAUCGCAUUGACAGUCUCGCAGCUCUGAGUAUGGACAGGUCUGGACUCAUGCGAGAAGGACUCAGAGUCCCCAGUAGUAUUGUCUAUUCCAGCUUGUGCGGACUCGGCUCUGAAAAAUCACGGGAUGCUACGGGUUCAAUAGCUGGGCUCGGAUUUGCUCCUGAAAGAAAUCCAGAGAUACAGUUUAAGUCUAAUCCCCCUGAAGUGGUGGAAAAUGCAGCUGUCUCUGGAAAAGCCCCGAAUGGCUUCAGCGCUAUAUACAAAACGCCACCUGGAAUACAAAAAAACUCUGUCCCGACAGGAGAGACGCUGGGUUUGGACCGAGCUGCAGGUGACAAGCAGAGUCCCCUCGGUGUCAAUGGUGCUAGUUACCUAAGGCUUCCCUGGGUAAACCCCUAUAUGGAGGGCACAACACCCACCAUAUACCCUUUCCUUGACUCACCAAAUAAGUAUUCAUUGAACAUGUACAAGGCAUUGCUACCUCAGCAGUCCACCUACAGCUUACCGCAGCACCUGGCUUACUCGCCUGUAUGUACGAACGGUGAACGUUUUUUAUACCUGCCUCCUUCCCACUACGUUGCCCCCCACAUCCCUUCGUCGCUGGCAUCGCCCAUGAGGCUCUCAACUGCUUCAGCUUCACCGGCGAUCCCACCUUUGGUGCACUGUCCGGAUAAGAGCUUGUCUUGGAAGAUGGGUGUCAGCCCCGGCAACCCCGUCGACGCGCACACCUAUCCCCACAUCCAGAGCAGCAAACAGCCCCGGGUCCCUGCCGCCAAGCCGGCCCCUGCCAACAUCCCGGCGGACCCCGCACUCCUGCUGCCACACUCGCCCCGGCCGUCCCCCCGCCUUCCCCUGCCCACCCAGGUAGGGGGGGAUGCCUACGCCGAUUUCCACAAACACUUCCCCAGGAUCACCACCUCUCCUUCCUCUGCUGUUACCCUCCCAAAGCCCUAUGUGAACGUUGGCGGUGAAUUUCCACCCUCCCGCCUCUCCAAUGGGAAGCUUCCCAAAGGCAGUGAUGCUGGGGAGGCACCCCUGCCGGCUGCCCCCCAUGUACGGAAAGCCAGCCAUGACCGGAAAGACAGCAGGUCUCCCCCGCUCCUGGAAAAGCAGACCCCGACCAAAGACGUCACCGACAAACCACUGGACUUGUCGGCGAAAGUUGUCGAUGCGGAAACCGCUGGUAAGUCAGACCACGGUAAAAAAAUGACGCCGACAGUGCUGGUGCACAGUAGGACGGGAGGGGGGACGCACUUGCCCAGCAGUGACAUCGUUCAGAAAGAAACUAUUUCUCCUGGGAACGGCUGCCCCAUCUACAGGCCUGAAAUUAUCAGCACGGCACCCUCCUCCUGGAUUGUUCCCGGGCCCAGCCCCGGCGAGGAGAGCGGGAAGAGUGUCCAGCUGAAAAACAAGGCGCUGGACUGGGUAAUCCCACAGCAGCGGAGCUCCUCCUGCCCCAGAAUGGGCGGCACGGAGGCGGUUGUCGGCAGUGUUUCGGGGACGGUGUCAGCAGGAGGGCGGCCAGCGUCAGCAUCACCGGCUCCCAAUGCAAAUGUGGAUUGCACCAAGACAGCCAGAAGCUCCACAGAGAGCACCGCCUCGGUCAUACAGCACGUCGGGCAGCCCGUUGCCACCCCCACAAAACACAGCAAUAAGGUGGCCAAAUCCUGCAGCCAGGAAGCCAACUUCAAGACGAGCGAGACCACCCUGGCUUCCAGCCCCAUCUUCCUGCCGCCCAACGAGGCGUUUCGCUCUCCGCCUCUGCCCUACCCCAGGAGUUACCUCCCAUACCCGGUGCCGGAGGGGAUAGCCAUCAGCCCUCUGUCCCUUCACGGGAAAGGACAUGUGUAUCCGCACCCCGUCUUGCUGCCCAAUGGCAGCCUCUACCCUGGCCACCUGGCUCCCAAACCUGGCCUCCCCUACAGCCUGCCAGCGGGGCGGGGGGAGUUCAUGACCUACCAGGACGCGCUGGGGAUGGGGAUGGUGCACCCCAUGCUGCUGCAGCAUUCGGCUUUGGAGAUCAAUAAGGAUGAGAAGGCAGAAAGAAGGUCGCGGUCUCAUGAGAGGGUCCGCUAUGAGGACCCGGCUCUGCGGGGCCGGUUGCCGGAGCUCCUUGAGAGCAGUGGGAAGAUGCAUUUCGAAGUGCCCGGUGACAAGAGUGUGAAAUUGCACCAGAGCUCCAGCCAUGGUAAAAACUCGACCAAAAGUGACAAACACCUCUUCCCAGAUCUUCUGCGAGAUGAGCAAGAGGCUAAAAGCGAAGCAAAUGUAACGAAAGCCAGCUUUGCUAGCGAAAGCAGUAAUCAGGCUAAUGACCCUACAAAGCACAAGGUAGAGCAGGCGUCGCAGCACAGAGAUUUUAUUGUAAUGAGAGAGGAGUUUGGAAGAAAUAAUGAUCUUCACGAAACCUAUAAUUUCAAGCAAGCCCAGAGUUCAUCGGUUUUUGGCUUAAGGAAAGAAGAUUUAUCUGUGAGCCAGCCUAAAGAGAGAGUGACGGUCCAGCCUGCGCCCGCUUUCUUGGAAAGCGCUCACGAGAACGAUGCUCCGACUCUGGCUUUUGGCAAGGUGCAGGAGGACGCGAAGCCAUUCUGCAUGGGGACCGCGCCACCCAGCAUCGAUGCCAGCCAGACCUAUACCAAAGACGGGGCUGACGACGCAGAGUCGGCCGAUGGCAAAAUACUGAAACCCAAGCCAUCUAAGUUGGCCAAGAGGAUCGCAAACUCUGCCGGUUACGUAGGUGAUCGAUUCAAGUGUGUGACGACCGAAUUGUAUGCAGACUCCAGCCAGCUCAGCCGGGAGCAGCGGGCGUUGCAGAUGGAAGGAUUACAAGAGGACAGUAUUUUAUGUCUACCUGCUGCUUACUGUGAGCGUGCAAUGAUGCGCUUCUCAGAGUUGGAGAUGAAAGAGAGAGAAGGCCAAACAGCUACCAAAGACUCAGAGGUCUGCAGAUUCAGCCAGGCAGACUGGGAAAACUUGAAAGGAAACAGUGAAAAGAAGCCAAAGUCUGUCGCUCUGGAAGAUGCCAUUGCUGACCAAAAUGACAAUGACAGAUGUAACUUUACUAGUGCAGAAAACAACCAAGGUCACUUUCUUGAAACUCCAGAGGAAAAAGAUCUCUCAAAUGAGAAAUGUUAUUUAGAGAGACAUUCUAUAUAUGAAAAAGCGGAAGACCAGCCAACAGAAGAUAUUGGCCAGCAUCCAUGUCCAUGUCUGGACAGGAAGCGUAAACACUCUGGUGAGAGAGUGCAAAAUGAUGGCAGCCAAAAUGAAAACUUUGUGGAUGAACUGCAGGAUGAACUUAUAUCAAAAACAAAAAAGAAGAAGAACUCCAAAGAUGACUGGCCUGAGAGGGAAAUGACAAACAAUUCCUCUAACCACUUAGAAGAGCCCAAUUGUAAUGAGGUGACCAACCUGAAGGUGUGCAUUGAAUUAACAGGGCUCCAUCCCAAAAAGCAGCGUCACCUGCAGCAUCUUAGGGAACUAUGGGAGCAGCAGGUGUCACCAGAGAGAUCCCCGUCCGGCAAGUUGGGCCGGCAAAGCAGGAAAGAUUUAGCUGAGGCUGUUCAGCCAGAGGCCACUGCAAAGGUCAAAGACUUCACAGAAGAAAGGCACACCAAGAAAAGGUCAGAGGCCAAAAGCAAUAGAAGUUGGUCUGAAGAGUCCCUCAAAACAAGUGACAAUGAACAAGGCUUGCCUGUAUUCUCAGUGUCUCCGCACAUGAAGAGCCUUUCAUCCACCAAUGCAAACAGCAAAAGGCAGGCUCAGCCAAGCUGUACUCCAGCCUCGAGGUUGGCUGCCAAACAGCAGAAAAUUAAAGAAAGCCGGAAGACAGAUGGGCUGUAUACAGACGAAGAGGAGGAUUUCCAACAUGCAUCUCUGCUGCAGAAAUACAGCGAGUGUGAGAAGCCAUCAGGGAAACGUCAGUGUAAAACAAAACACUUGGCACUGCAGGAGAGGAGAAGGAGGUCAUCUCUGACAGGGGAUGACACCACAGAUAUUGAAAAUGCUGAAGAUAAGGUCACGGUAACGAGGAAAGUCAGGAAGCGACCGGAGCCUACUUCAGACUGCGACUCCUCGCCAGCCAAGUACGAGCAGAAGCUGUACGAUCGUCUGCAGCAGACUCCCUCAUUACUGCCCGUCUCGCAGCCCUCGCAGCUGCCGGUCGCGAGCCCCCCUCAGGAGACCACCCCGAGCCGACCCAUGCCGCCCGAAGCGCGGAGGCUCAUUGUCAAUAAGAACGCCGGGGAGACGCUGCUGCACCGGGCGGCACGCCUGGGGUAUGAGGAAGUGGUUCUGUAUUGUUUGGAAAACAAGGUGUGUGAUGUGAAUCAUCGUGACAACGCGGGUUACUGUGCCCUGCACGAGGCCUGUGCCAAAGGCUGGCUGAGCAUCGUGCGGCAUCUCCUGGAGUACGGGGCUGACGUCAACUGCAGCGCUCAGGAUGGAACCAGACCAAUCCAUGAUGCGGUCGAAACCGAUCACUUGGAAAUUGUCCGCCUGUUACUGUCUUACGGUGCUGAUCCAACGCUUGCGACCUACUCUGGGAGGACCAUUGUGGCAAUGACGCACAGUGAGCUCAUGGAGACCUUCCUCACAGAGUAUUUAGCUGACCUGCAAGGUCGAAGUGUUGAUGACCCUGGUUUGUACUGGGAUUUCUAUGGCAGCUCUGUGUGCGAUCCAAAAGAUGAAUCUGGAUUUGAUAUCUUGGCAAAUCCUCCUGGCCCAGGUGAUGAAGAUGAAGAUGGCUUUAGCGAUGUGUUUGAAUUUGAAUUUUCGGAUGAGCCUCCCUUGCCGUGUUACAACAUUCAAGUGUGUCUCUCUCAGGGACCACGAAACUGGCUUUUGCUCUCGGAUGUGGUGAAGAGGCUAAAAAUGUCAUCUCGCAUCUUCCGCUGCAACUUCCCCAAUCUGGAAGUUGUCACCAUCACGGAGGCUGAGUUUUACAAACAGACUUCCCUCAGCCAGUUGUUCUGCGCGACAGACCUUGAAGCGUUUAACCCGGAGAGCAAAGAGCUGUUGGACUUGGUAGAGUUCACAAGUGAACUCAAGACGUUGCUCGGCUCCUCGCUUCACUGGUUGCAUCCGCACGAGGACCCUCCCUUCGACAUCCUCUGGUGAAACCAUCAGGCCGUUUAAUGUACAGUGCUCUAUACAGUUACUUCUUUAUGUAUAUGUGUUCAAAUGCAAUUGUUUCUGUAAAGAAAGGACACUAUUAAAUAUGAAAAUAUCUUUCCUUUAUAUAAGAGAUCUGAAUUCCAGUUGGAUGGAUUUUGGAAGAAUUUUUUUUUUAACUUCAGUCAGUUUUUACAAAAUUGUUAUAUAAUGUUUCUUUAAAUGCACACAGGCUUUGGGAUAAGUUUGUUAUUACUCGGAACACAUUUUUUUUUAAAGAACACACCCACACAUUGACUUUGUUUCAUACAAAGCACUGAUUACACAGAACAUACUUUUUCUAGGUGAUGUGAUCAAAGUCGUGUGGCUUGUUUGGGAGAUAGAAUUUGGUAAGGCACUUGGUGAUAUUAUUUUUGGUUUUUUGUUUACAGAAUUACCUGCUUUGGCCAGGUAAGCACUAUUGAAUAUAAUUCAAUAGUUUGUAAUAUAAAUUAAACCAUAUCCAUACGCAUCAACUAAUUGUAAGAACUUUUAUAUCCUAAUUUAAAAGCUGUGAAAUUUAGUUUUCACACAUCAAACCGGAUUGUUUAUAUAUGUUUAAACAUUUUAUGCUCUUUAUUUAAAGAAGACUUUGAACUAUUUUUUCUGUACCUUGUAAAAUACUGAAAAACUAACAUAUGUUGAAGUUGCUUGAAACUGUACAUAAACUAAAUUUUCUGAAUUGUGUGUUUAUGUUUGAGAUCUGUGUUUUAACUUUGUAAGUAAAUCUUCUGCCUUUGUAUUUAUAUUUUACAAAAAUUUUCUUAAAGGCAAUAAAACUGUUGAGAAAUGAAGA